Aspergillus terreus NIH2624 is the source of this 1746-nucleotide messenger RNA. Its product is annotated as serine hydrolase domain-containing protein. The record is from RefSeq and is a predicted model, not a curated record. The coding region runs from base 1 to 1746 and encodes 581 amino acids. The transcript has 3 exons. Lineage: Eukaryota; Fungi; Ascomycota; Eurotiomycetes; Eurotiales; Aspergillaceae.
AUGAUGGUAUCAAGCUCCCACGCGUCGAUUUUCUUCUUGCUCUUCUCUUCGGCCUUGUCUUCGGUCUUGUCCUUCACACCAUGUCCACUCCUUGGUCCAGCAUUUCCUCCUUUCACCCUCGAUACAAACGGCAAGACAGUUGGUGGCGCUCUGCAAAACCUCACUAAGGCCUUUGAUACGCUGGUGGCGACAAACACCGGUGCCCAUGGGGACGUGUCGCCAAACACCACCUUCAGCAUCGCCUUGUUCUCGUCUGACCCUGGGAAUGCGGAGGACGAACCCUUCUUCUGGCAAUAUCACCACACUUCCCCUACAUUAAAUCAGUCAUUGGCAGGCUCUCACACCGCGAGCAAGAAAAGCAUUUACCGUGUUGGCGGCUUGACUGAGGUGUUUACAAUCUGGAGCCUUCUCCUUACAGAAGACGGAGACCAUGUCAUGGAUGACCCUGUUACCAAAUACCUGCCAGAACUGGCGCACGAUACAAGAAACCAAGAUGCUAUUGAGCAUGUAGUGUGGGAUGAUAUUACUGUUGGUCAACUCGCUAGUCAUAUGUCUGGGAUUGCAAGGGACUGUGAGCAGAGCAACAAAGUAUCCUUGAUGAUAAAGCUAACUUGUUAUGAAGAUUGCUCGAAGGAUAUUGAUUUGCAGAAUGAGUCUGUCGAAGCCGCCUUGCCUCCACUACAGAAUGUCCAGAAGCCAUGCUGUGGCAACGGCCCCACGUGUGGUAGUAGCGAAUUCCUUCGACGACUGGCCAACGAAGCUCCUGUAGCCCCGGCUGGAGUAACGCCUAGCUACUCUAACAUGGCAUUUCAGCUUCUUGGCUAUAUAAUAGAAAGACGUACAGGCAACCCGUUCAGGAAAGUCCUUCAGGACAGCAUCUUCGACGCCUUGGGCAUGAGCGAAACCUCAAUCUUCGCGCCCGCCAACUCAAGUACUGGAAUUAUCCCCGUGAGCAAGAGAGCCAGUGGUUGGCUAGCACACCAUGAGGCAGAUGAAGCCAAAUCCGUGACGAGCCGCUGGCUCAAACCCGUCUCUCACACCUCCAACCCGGCCAACUCGCUCGGACUUCCCUGGGUAAUAUACAGUGGGGGCUCAUACCCGAACACAUCAAUGGUCGAUGUCUACACUGUUUUGAGCAAUGAAGGCUAUAACGAGAGUCUCUACAGCUCAUAUCUAGGCCUAGUCCCCGACUUUGGCGUCGGUUACGCUAUCCUAUCCGCCGACACCGACUCCCCGGCUGAUCUAAAUGCCCACGUCGAUAUUAUUGGUGAUGUCGUGCUGGAGGCGUUGAUGGUAACUGCUACUGAGCAGGCUGCAAAGAAUUUUGGCGGCGGCUACAAGGCAUCCGCAAUCAAUUCGUCUAUUACAGUCCGAUACGAUACCCUUCCUGGGCUUGAAAUUGAUCAGUUCAUCAGCAACGGUACCGACUUUCGCGAAACACUCGUUGAAUCCCUGGGCAUCACGGAGCCCACGGACCUGAGUAUCCGACUAUAUCCUUCGCAGCUAAUUGAAGAAUAUCCCGGCUCAAACCCUGCCUCUGCCUCCAAACAGGCCUUCCGCGCUGUCUUCCAGGACAAGUCCGAGCUCGCGGAUAAUGACACUCCGACGUGCGUGUCGUGGCUCAACCUCGACAAGCUCCACUAUAGCGGCCAUGCUCUCGAUGAAUUUGUCUUUUCGCUAGAUCAGGAUGGUCGCGCCGUGAGCGUUCAGAUUCCGGCUUUGCGGGUGAGACUUGACAGGGAGUAG